This is a messenger RNA of Toxoplasma gondii ME49, 640 nucleotides long. RefSeq lists its product as hypothetical. Bases 122 to 640 code for a protein of 172 amino acids. Lineage: Eukaryota; Apicomplexa; Conoidasida; Eucoccidiorida; Sarcocystidae. The transcript has a single exon. The record is from RefSeq and is a predicted model, not a curated record.
GGCGGUCCAACGUUUAUCCAGGUUUGCUCUGCGACAAGUGUUUCAGCACUGGCGAAGCGCCGCAACGCAGACGGGGCUCUUUCCGACUCGAAAUUUUCCUUUUUAGGCAGCAUCAACAUACAUGUUUACGGCCGGCGGCCUGUGUGAGACGUCAAUGCGUUUAAACAAGAAAGAGGGAAAUUCGCGGAGACAAACGACAAACGGUCGAAACCACAGCCACGAAAAGUCACGGCAGUCCCGCCCAGGUGAGUCCGCGCUCAAGAAACAAGCAGAGCCAAAUUCGUUUUCCUUCUCCUGGGAAACGGAUAAUGAAGUUUCCACAAGUCUGUGUCACCCGCAUUGCCUGUUAUGCAAGAAGACUAGAGAAAAGGCAGACACACCCGAACAAGUCACCUGCCGCUCCCGUGUGCAAAGUUGGAAAGAAUUGCAUGUUGCUGCACCGCAAGAAACCGUUAUGCGCCCCCCUUUCAUCUCUGUCUCGUGCGGUCACUUCGUCUGGGAACUUCAGACGGCAGGGGAGGGUGUUUCUCUAUCGAAUGGUCCAUUUUCCAGUACUUCUGGUUUCAUCUUCAACGAGUUUGGUCCUCUUUUUUUCUCCUCGGUCUGCAGAGCCGCGUCCGCGGUUAAGCUAAAUAGUUGA